Molecule: messenger RNA, 161 nt
Organism: Eruca vesicaria subsp. sativa (arugula)
Lineage: Eukaryota; Viridiplantae; Streptophyta; Magnoliopsida; Brassicales; Brassicaceae
Source: the annotation of a GenBank genome assembly
AUAUGCUCUUCAAACACUUGAACCUGCUUGGAUUACAUCUAGACAAAUAGAAGCAGGGCGACGAGCAAUGACACGAAAUCCAGUUACAGUAAGACCCGCGGAAACGCGUAUGGGUUCUGGGAAAGGAUCCCCAGAGUACUGGGUAGCUGUGGUUAAACCAG